Cervus elaphus (red deer) is the source of this 1809-nucleotide messenger RNA. RefSeq names its product chromosome 9 C19orf25 homolog (gene C9H19orf25). The record is from RefSeq and is a predicted model, not a curated record. Bases 243 to 599 code for a protein of 118 amino acids. The transcript is spliced from 2 exons. NCBI's taxonomy places the organism in Eukaryota, Metazoa, Chordata, Mammalia, Artiodactyla, Cervidae.
GACCGGAAGCGGAAGUGGCCUCUCGGCCGCUGUGGCGGCUGAGUAUCGCGACCAGGUGGAGUUUCUCCUGGAACCUUGUCUUGAGUGGAGCCAGACACUGAAGCCCCAGACAGCGUGCUGUUCCGCCUUGGGAGGAACGAGGCAGUACCGGCUUCGCCGGGAGCGGGGCUCCGGAGCGUGUGUAGGAGUUUGCUGGGUGGCAAGAACUGCGCGGUCAACGCUCUUUUUUCCAGCCUGCAGGGAUGGGCUCCAAGGCCAAGAAGCGCGUGGUGCUGCCCACCCGCCCGGCGCCCCCCACGGUAGAGCAGAUCCUGGAGGACGUGCGGGGGGCGCCCGCCGAGGACCCGGUCUUCACCGCACUGGCUCGGGAAGACGCCUUGGGCCCCUCUGGGAGGGCCGAGGACGCCGAGGCCCAGCAAGAGCAACUCUACCUCCAGAGCCGGAUCUAUGUGGCCAUGAACCAGCGGCUGCAGCAGGCGGGUGCCCAGUUGGAGCAGAAGCGUGCAGACCUGCAGCAGGCGGGCGAGGAGCUGGAGCGGGACAUCAGCCAGGUGGGCCAAGUGGCUCUGCCUGGCACAGCAGCCGCCUCCUUGGGGUAACCCCGCCCACCAGAACCUCGGGUCCUCCACUCAGCAUCUGGCCUGGCACACCUCACCUGACACCUGGCCCCUGGGUCCCAGAAGAUUUCUGGCUGUCUGUUCUGCAGCCUAGGUAUGCCCUGGCACCCAGAGACCCCAGGGGACACAGCCUGCCCAGUCGGUGUGGGGCCUCACUGGACACAGACCCCUCCCUGAGGAUGGGAUCCAGGUUGUGCACAGGCCUCUUGCCCUGAGGAGCCCAGACUGGACUUCCUUCAAGGCCCGGGGUCCAGGACCGUCAAUCCAUCCUCCCUUCCCUUCCUCUGGCGACCCUGCUUCACUGACCAAUCAGACUGAGCUGGUGGGACCCACCCCUCUGGUUCUGCCAUCCCCAUGUGAAUUGAGGGGGGCCCAGAGGUUCCAGGAGAGUGUGGGGGUGUUCAGUGUCCUCCCCAGCCCAUAGUGGCUGUGGUUGUGUGAGGAGCAGUAGCUCUCAGGGUGAGUGCCACCUCUCGGGGCCCCUGGCUCCCCAUCUUGGACCUGGGUGCUCCCCCAGGGCAGGCUCUUAUCUGUCUGUCACCUGUGGGAUUCAGUCACAUGGGGAUACUGUGAGAGGACGUGGUAGUCAGUCUCCACCCCGGCUUUCACCCAGUGCCCUUCCUCUUUCCACCUUCACCCGCAGAUAGGUGGGCGGUGGGCCAGGUGAGGACCGUGAAAAGGGCUUUCACCCUAAAAAACCAGUCCCGUGAAGACCAGAGCAGCAGACCAGUAGGAGGUGGUGAGCCCACUGAGCGCCUCCGACGACAGUCCCCCCAUGGGCCCCUCCUUUCCAGGGUCCCAAAAGCUCAGGGCGGCGCUGGGACUCCGCAAAGCAGACGAGGGACACCUCGCAUAUCCCAGGAGGAAAAGGUGUCUUCUUCACACCUAGAGACUCUAAAACUGGAAACUUGGGGGCCCAGGUGUUGAGAGAGUGUGGAUGCAGCCCCAGUAGCAGCAGUGGACACCGAGCAGCCUCCUCAUCCAAGGGAGGGCACUCUUGCACACAACAAACCCUGUGUCAAACUCAAGUACACUUGGUUGUGGGGAGUGAGGCUGUGCAGGCAGCACAUGGACCCGGAUGGAAGGCCUGCAAAGCCCCCUCCUGACCCCCACCCUGCUUCACCCCUCUGGAGACUAAGGCGCAGGCAGUUGGAGCGCGAUUCAACAGCUGUUUAUUAAAGGUGCAGUGAGA